This is a messenger RNA of Monodelphis domestica (gray short-tailed opossum), 2486 nucleotides long. RefSeq names its product transmembrane protein 240 (gene TMEM240). The record is from RefSeq and is a predicted model, not a curated record. NCBI's taxonomy places the organism in Eukaryota, Metazoa, Chordata, Mammalia, Didelphimorphia, Didelphidae. Gene Ontology annotation, cellular component: synaptic membrane.
GGAGGGGUGCGCCGGGCCCCUCGGAGUGGCUUCCAACUCCUGGAUGGCCCACUUUAGUAAGCUGGACGGCGCGGUGAAGGCCGGUAGCUGUGGGGAAGGUCACACAGGCCGGGAGCGGCCCUUCUCCCCCGGGAUGCUACUUGGGGCCAAGAAACCGGGUCACUCUCCUGCUCUAAGAGGGCCGCCCCUUCCCCGGGGCUCAGCGCUGGGCCCCUCCCCAUGGACGGUUAGCUGCCAGCACGAGGGGGCCCGAGGGCCGGGCUGCUGGCCUCGGCUUCCCCCUCCACCCCCACUGCCCACGUCUGCCCCCUUCCUGCGGCAGCUCCCGACCUCGGGGAGCCCUGGGAAGCGGCGGACCAGAGAAGACGGGAACGGGGCUCGAGCUCGGGCACGCAGAGAGGGGUGCUGAGGCCGGCGGGGCUUUCUUCCUAGGCACCGGGGCCGCUGCGCGGGCGCCUCACCUGGCGCCCCACGCUCGGGUGGCCUCCGGAGCCGGCAUCUGGGAGAGGGAGGGAGGGAGGGGGCGGGGCGCCGCGGCGGUUGCGGGCCGGGGCCUGGGCCAGGGGGAGCGGCCCUGAGCAGCGCGCGGGCCCGGAGGCGGCCGCCCCCUCCCCGCAGCUCAGCCCUCCCUCCCCCCGGGCGGCGGGAUUGCGGCGCGGGCCGGGUGGAGAGGGAGACACACACACGCGGGCACACACUCGCGCGCGCACACACACACACAGGCACACACACACACGCGCUCACCCUGUCACACUCACUCACACUGCCGGCGCCACGGCCGCGGACGACGCAGAGGCACCGCGAGGGCGUCCGCGGCGGCGGCGGCGGCGGCGGCUCUGACCUCUGCGGGGCUCCCCCCGCCGCGGCGUGGGGGCGGGGGCGGGGGCGGGGGUGGGCGCGGGGGGCUCCGGCCCGGGCCGGCCCCGCGGGCUGCCCAUGAGCGCGAACACGAUGAUCUUCAUGAUUCUGGGGGCGUCGGUAGUGAUGGCCAUCGCCUGCUUGAUGGACAUGAACGCGCUGCUGGACAGAUUCCACAACUACAUCCUCCCGCACCUUCGGGGCGAGGACCGCGUCUGUCAUUGCAACUGUGGGAGGCACCACGUCCACUACGUGAUCCCCUACGACGGGGACCAGUCCGUGGUGGACUCGUCCGAGAACUACUUUGUGACAGACAACGUGACCAAGCAGGAGAUCGACCUGAUGCUGGGGCUGCUGCUGGGCUUCUGUAUCAGCUGGUUCCUGGUGUGGAUGGACGGUGUCCUGCACUGCGCCGUGCGGGCCUGGAGGGCCAGCCGCCGCUUCGACAACUCCUGGUCGUGGCUCCCCAAAUUCUGUAGUCUGAAGGACUUCCGGAAACGACCCCACCGGCCAUACGAGGAGCCCACAGGAAACAUGGUGCACAUCAAACAGAAGCUUUACCACAACGGCCACCCCAGCCCCCGGCACCUCUGAGCCCCUGCCCUGGCUUGGCUAGGCCCAUGGAGGGCCUCGGGACACACGGACAGCCCAUUGGACCACAGAGUGGACACUGCCCGGUGUCUGUGGCUCUAUUCCGCGGGGGCCCGGGGCCAAGCCCGACGGACCUAGGGCUGGCAGGGCCGCCCCGUGUGGCCCGGCCUGAGCCUGGCCUGGCUGGGCCCCAGCACCGGACCUCUGUACAUAUGUAAGAUGGAUCUUUGCUUCUAAAGCCUCCCUCCCCCGCGGGGGCCGGCCUCCCGCCCCGGAGCCCGGAGGCGCCUCUCUAGGGCCCCUGCCCUGUCCGGGCCCCGGCCCCGGGCGGUCACCCAGAAGGUGCUCUUUUCUCUUUUUCCGGGGCAUAGGGCUGGGGAGGGAAGGCCAGGGACGCCCGGGCAGGGCUGGAGGGGCCGCCUUGCUCGGUGGUGCCUCCGCAGCCUCGGGAGGGGGGAGGGAGGGAAGGAGGCCCCCUCCCGAGCGCUUGGGGCAGCCGGACGGGGCGGCGUGGCUGCUGCUGACCAGAGCCCUGGCAGGGGAGCGUGUGUGCGUGUGUGUGUGAGUGUGCGAGUGUGCGAGGGUGAGCCACCGUGUUUGGCUUUUUAAAUGGACUCGGGGGUGCCAGCUCGGUGGAAGAGGGAGCUGGGAGAGCCCCUACCGUGGCUGCUUCUGCUGCUGGCCAGUCCCUGAGCCCCUCCGGCCUCGGGCCAGGCCCCCCCUUCAUUCUGUUUGUGCUCGGCUGGGCUUGGGGGGAAACGGUCAGGCUGUCUGGGGAGCCGCCUGGGGGGACACUGGCGGGAAGCUGGGGCCGGCCUCUCCCCUGUGUCAUCGCAGGCCGGUUCUCCCGGUGCCUGAAGAGCUCCGCUCCGGUCCCACGAGGAAGGGGAGGCUCCUGGGUAGGUCCGGAGCGGAGCUGCCUCAGGCCCCCGCGGCCUUUCACUGUGAUCACCUCCACCAGCCUGCCCGCCAUGACUUCAUCCCUCCCCCUCCCUGGGCCUGGUUGCCUCAGUCAGUAAAAGUGUUUGGGGCACGUC